UCUGUCUCAGUCAUCAUGAGCCUGCUGGCCCCUCUCAACCUGGAGAUCGACCCCAACCUGCAGGUCACCCGCAUCCAUGAGAAGGACCAGAUCAAGGGCCUCAACAACCGCGUCGCCUCCUUCAUCGACAAGGUGCGUUUCCUGGAGCAACAGAAUAAGAUGUUAGAGACUAAGUCUGACCUGCUGCACGGUAAGCAGACGGGCCACUCCAACAUCGAGCCGCUGUUCGAGGCCUACAUGGCCAACCUCCGCCGCCAGAUGGACGUGGUCAGCAACAACAAGACCAAGCUGGACGGAGAGUUGAGGAACAUGCAAGGUCUGGUAGAGGACUUCAAACACAAACACCAAGAUGAGAUCAACAAGAGACACAAUAUGGAGAACGAAUUUGUAAAUCUGAAAAAGGAUGUGGACUCAGCAUACCUGGUGAAAGCAGACCCGGGAGACAAGGUGGGAGCGCUGACUGAUGAGAUCAACUUCCUCAGGUCCAUCUAUGAGGAGGAGCUGCGUGAGCUGCAGGCCAGUAUCAGGGACACCUCUGUCGUGGUGCAGAUGGACAACAGUCGCGACCUCAACAUGGACCAGAUAGUGGCUGACGUCAAGGCUCAGUACGAGGACAUCGCUGUUAAGAGCCGAGAGGAGGCUGAGAUGUGGUACAAGUCCAAGUUGGAUCAGAUGGCCACCCAGGCCACGCAGUGUGGAGACGAGCUGAGGAACACCAAGGGAAAGAUGGCAGAAAUCAACCGCUUGAUCGGCCGUCUGCAGAGUGAGAUGGAGGCUGUCAAACAACAGCGUGUCAACCUGGAUAACCAGGUCGCUGAUGCUGAGGGCCGCGGGGAGCUGGCUGUGAAGGAGGUUAAAUCCAAGAUCAGAGAUCUGGAGGAUGCUCUGCAGAGGGCCAAGCAGGACAUGGUCAGGCAGCUCAGAGAGUACCAGGACCUGAUGAACCUCAAGCUGGCCCUGGACAUAGAGAUAGCCACCUACAGGAAACUACUGGAGGGAGAGGAGGACAGGUAUGGAGGGAGAGGA
This is a messenger RNA of Coregonus clupeaformis (lake whitefish), 1026 nucleotides long. RefSeq names its product keratin, type II cytoskeletal 8. Gene Ontology annotation, molecular function: structural constituent of skin epidermis. The annotation marks the transcript as partial. NCBI's taxonomy places the organism in Eukaryota, Metazoa, Chordata, Actinopteri, Salmoniformes, Salmonidae. The transcript is spliced from 7 exons. The record is from RefSeq and is a predicted model, not a curated record. Gene Ontology annotation, biological process: intermediate filament organization; keratinization. Gene Ontology annotation, cellular component: keratin filament.